AUGGCUCGUACUGCGCGGCGAUCUAGUGAAGUAAAGAAUUUCGCCUGCUCCAAGCGCCUCAGUAGUCUCCGCAAGUCAGCUAUACCACCAUCAAGAGAUGGUUCUUAUGCCAGUGAUGAAAGUUCGACUCCUAAUCGCUUUUUAAAAUCAAGGAAAAAGAGCGAAGAGAUUGCACCCAGUACCGAGUCUUCUUCGACUGACCGUGUCUACAAGCUACAACAAGGAAAGAAGGUUGAAAAAAUUAUGGGAGUUAAUAAGGACGAACCUAAUCUUCGUUACGCAGUUUUAUAUGAGGGUACUGCACCACAGCAUCAAAGAAUGGAAUACGUUCCAUCGAACAUUCUUCGCGAAUAUGCACUGGAGGAGUUCGUGGAUUUUCUCGAGCAAUUGGUGGUUCAAAGUGUAUCCACCACCGAGCCUUCACCAUAG
Strongylus vulgaris is the source of this 429-nucleotide messenger RNA. Lineage: Eukaryota; Metazoa; Nematoda; Chromadorea; Rhabditida; Strongylidae. The record is from the annotation of a GenBank genome assembly.